Messenger RNA from Helianthus annuus (common sunflower), 1510 nucleotides. Its product is annotated as probable protein phosphatase 2C 76. The record is from RefSeq and is a predicted model, not a curated record. Lineage: Eukaryota; Viridiplantae; Streptophyta; Magnoliopsida; Asterales; Asteraceae. The transcript has 9 exons. Gene Ontology annotation, biological process: protein dephosphorylation. Gene Ontology annotation, cellular component: nucleus; cytosol. The coding region runs from base 248 to 1330 and encodes 360 amino acids. Gene Ontology annotation, molecular function: cation binding; protein serine/threonine phosphatase activity.
UACAUUUUCAUUGGUGGUUUCAAUGCAUCGGGCGGCCACGUGUCACAGCCUUUUCGAUGCAUCGGUUAUUCUGAGUGGUUAAUAUAUAGAUAAUCAAUCUGCAAUUCGAUGAGCUAGAAUUCUAAAGUUUCGGUCGGUCGAUACAUUCACAAAAGAAUCUUCAUGAUCUCCGCCGAAUUUGAAGUUUUAUUUGAUUUUCUGCUGUGAAAAUUUAGCUUAAAAGGACAAUCAGCUUGUGGACUCAUAGAUGUUAUGCAGAAGUUACUUCAGGAAAGUGAUUCUGCGAUCUGCGCGUAUUUGCAAUAUAACACCGCAAUUUGUUCAUUUUGCUACUUUGAAAAAGGGUUUGAAGACUCUUCCUGCAGCAACAUCGUCGGGUGAUCAAAAAGUGACGGUUAGCAAAUCGAAGGCGGAUAUGGAUCCUAGUAGUAACCGGAGUUUGAUGACUAUAACUUCACUUGAGAAGAAAGAUGGUGGUUGCUAUGCAAGUGGUGGAUGGAAGAGUGAAGAUGGAAGAUUGAGCUGUGGUUUCUCAAGUUUCAGAGGAAAAAGGGCAACCAUGGAAGACUUCUUUGAUGUCAAAACUUGCAAGAUCGAUGGGCAGACCGUCUGCCUAUUUGGGAUAUUUGACGGCCAUGGUGGUUCACGUGCAGCCGAGUAUUUGAAGCAAAAUCUUUUUAACAACCUCAUGAUGCACCCUCAAUUCAUGACAAACACUAAAAUGGCCCUAAGUGAAACUUAUCAAAGAACCGACUCAGAGUUUUUGGAGUCUGAAAAGGAUAACUCGAGUGAUGAUGGUUCUACUGCUUCAACUGCAGUCUUGGUAGGUAAUCGUUUGUUUGUCGCUAACGUUGGAGAUUCUCGGACUAUAAUAUCAAAGGCAGGCAAAGCUAUCCCUCUUUCUGAGGAUCAUAAACCAAAUAGAAGUGAUGAAAGGGAGAGAAUUGAAAAUGCUGGUGGGGUUGUCAUGUGGGCAGGCACUUGGAGGGUUGGAGGUGUUCUAGCAAUGUCCCGUGCUUUUGGAAACCGCAUGCUUAAGCAAUUUGUUGUUGCAGAACCCGACAUCCAGGAACAAGAGCUUGGGGAAGAACUUGAAAUGCUAAUUCUUGCAAGUGAUGGUCUCUGGGAUGUAGUACCUAAUGAUGAUGCGGUUUCACUUGCACAAACUGAAGAGGAACCUGAAGCAGCAGCUAAAAAGUUGAUAGAGACUGCUUUUAGCUGUGGAAGUGCAGAUAAUAUCACCUGCAUAGUAGUGAAGCUUUAUCAUGAUUCCACUUCUGAAUCCAAACCCAAAUCCGAGUCGUUAACCUCAACUGAAACCAAGACAUGAUGCCAAAGCUCAAGCGCGGGAUAAAUAACAGAUAUGGUAACUUCGACGAUUCAUUCAUUUGUUCACAUAUAUUCUUUUAACAGGCCAGCGUGAAUAAACACAUUGUUUUCUUGUUUAUUCGUUAGAGUUGAACCCCUUUAUCAUAUUCAACAAUAAAUAUACUACGUCGUGUUUUUUGGA